AUUUUCUGUCAAUCUACACUGUCGCCUGACUAGCAAGUUUAGUUGCUGUGUGAAGUUUCAGGGACACUUGGGAUAUUUUUGUCAGCGCAAUGUGGCUGUUUUUGUCUAGAAAGAAAUCUGUGUAGUCGCAGUGAUGAGGCGUGGAGAUCUUCUGCCACAAGCCUUUCAGGCUCCAGUGGAUGUCCAUGCCAGUGCAGAUGGCCAGGUGUACAUGUUCAGACAUAGACAAGAAGGACUGGACGAGCCCUCUGAGGAUGAAGAACUCAAUUUAAUGGAGCUCCGGCCGAGGAGCAGAGAGUCAUCCUCACAGGAGAGAGAAAGAGUGGAAAUGCUCUUGCUGGAAAGAGACAUCUCCCAUGAGGACAAUCUCAACAAACUCGCCCUGCAGUAUGGAUGCAAGGUGGCUGACAUAAAGAGAGUGAACAACUUUAUUCAAGAGCAGGACAUGUAUGCACUCAAGUCUAUUAAAAUCCCUGUAAAGAAGCAUGGGUUGCUAACAGAGUCCAACUCCGAGCUCAGGAAACCUCAGCAGAGACCCUCUAACGGUGUAGUGUCAACAAAUAAGCAAUCGAACGGUGCUGAAACAAGCAUAUCGGGCAGACCUCAGGUGCAGGAAUAUACCAGCUUUCUGAAAGAAGUGGACAGUGACAUUGAACGUCUUAUUCAAAGCACAGACCCCCAGGAAGAGGUAUUUUCUAGAACUUCCAGGGGUUCCAGACAAUGGGGAUGGAGAAAUCGGGGUUUGCGUAGCUACGGUGCAGAUUGGGGAAUCCAGUGGUGGAAUGCUGUGGUUGCAAUGUUAUUAAUAGGCAUUGUCUUACCUAUUUUCUAUGUGGUAUAUAUUAAAACUCAAGAUAGUGGGGAAUCUGUAGUGAAUAAUGGAGUUGGUACUAUCUCAAUGCCUACCUCAACUAGUACAGUGGUGAGCGUCAACACAUUGAACCCUGGGAAUGUAGUCAGAAACCAUCUUGAGGAGAAUCAAGUAUAAGCAAAAGAAAAUAUUGUAUUGUGUUGCGUAUAUUUAAGUGGCCUUUGAAUUUUGGUUUGAUGCCUAGCAUAGUACUUAUAACCUUAGUAUUACAUGUUGACAUUGAUAAAUGGCAUGUGUAGUGAAGGCACAUGAGUCAGUUAUGAGACACUUGACUUGACACUCAUUAAAGCUGUUUAAUGGGUGCUAGUUUUAAUUAAAUUAAAUUAACAUUUUAUUAUAUUUACUGCUAUAAAGAUAUAAAACAUAUCAAGCAUAUCUUCUACUUUUAGUUUAGAAUUUGUCAUUUUACUGUUUGUUUUGUGUGUGUGUCGUUGCUUGAGGGAUAAUAUGCAAAAAAAUCUGGAUAUAAUACUGCUCACCAAUGUAUUAAUACAACUUGUGUAUGAAAUGUCUGAUAUUUCAUGCUAGCUAAAAUGAUGUCAACUUAGUAUUCUUGGCAGAACUCUAAUGUCAUUUCUUUAUAAUGGUAUUGUAGUGCCAGUGGUGCCAAAAAAGUGUAUUAAAUCUUUGUUUGUCCAGUCAUUGGAAGUGCAAUAAAAGAAGACAUAUUUAAAGAAA
This is a messenger RNA of Paramisgurnus dabryanus, 1549 nucleotides long. The record is from RefSeq and is a predicted model, not a curated record. NCBI's taxonomy places the organism in Eukaryota, Metazoa, Chordata, Actinopteri, Cypriniformes, Cobitidae.